Molecule: messenger RNA, 787 nt
Organism: Triticum aestivum (bread wheat)
Lineage: Eukaryota; Viridiplantae; Streptophyta; Magnoliopsida; Poales; Poaceae
Product: protein TIFY 3
Biological process (GO): regulation of defense response; response to wounding; regulation of jasmonic acid mediated signaling pathway
Cellular component (GO): nucleus
Source: RefSeq, a predicted model, not a curated record
CCCGCUCGCCAACGGCAGGUCUGGAAUGUUGCCAAUGUCGAGCCCUCCAGCAAAUCCGGGACAGCUCACCAUUUUUUAUGGUGGGUCAGUAUGUGUGUAUGACUCAGUGCCACCAGAGAAGGCUCAAGCAAUCAUGCUCAUUGCAGCAGCAGCUGCUGCGGCCUCAAAAAGCAAUGGCACCGCUGCUGUUAAGCCUCCAGCGAUGUCUGCGACCAAUGCGAUCCAAGCCAUGCUUACGCGGUCGCUCUCACUCCAGAGCACUUCUGUAGCAAAUGGACAACCUCAGGCUGUUGCGGAUCCGGGCUCGAUUUGCAAGCUUCAGGCUGAUCUUCCCAUCGCCAGGAGACACUCCCUUCAGCGCUUCCUGGAGAAGCGCCGUGACAGGGUGGUGAGCAAAGCUCCUUACGGCGCCGGGAAGCCAUCCGAAGGCAUGGGAGCAUCUUCUGGGAUGGAAGCGGUCGCGGAGGGCAAGGCCCAGUAACCCUGAAAGAAGAAAGACGGCCCUGCCCCUGAUGUUUGGAAGGAAAGGGGCGUGUGUUAGCUGAUGUGAUGUUACACCGUAGAAUCAUCAUCGUUCGUGACGAUAAUAAUGAUCCGACGAGAACCUCUAUUGUCAUUGUUCUGUUGUCAUUGUGUAGUUUACUCUGUAUCUGAACUCGGUUUAGUCUGCGGAACCGUACUGCUAUGAUGAAUGUGUCGAUGUAAAUCGUGGCUGUCGUGCCUGUCUGACUGAUACAUUGUUAUCGUAGUCGAUAAAUGAUAUCAUCUGUGUCGUCUCUGUUUCGAA